Drosophila albomicans is the source of this 1284-nucleotide messenger RNA. Its product is annotated as lipase 3-like. Lineage: Eukaryota; Metazoa; Arthropoda; Insecta; Diptera; Drosophilidae. The transcript has 3 exons. Gene Ontology annotation, molecular function: hydrolase activity, acting on ester bonds. Bases 42 to 1235 code for a protein of 397 amino acids. Gene Ontology annotation, biological process: lipid metabolic process. The record is from RefSeq and is a predicted model, not a curated record.
UGAAUAGCGGACAUCAAAUGUAGUUCACUUCCAACGUGGUAAUGCAGAAAUUUUGCUAUUUCGUCUUAGUUUUUAGCGUGAGCUCGCUUGUCUUUGGGCAUUUAAAAUGUCAUAGACCUAAACAUACAACACUUUCUUCAAUAGUUGAACAUGGCUAUCCGGCGGAAUAUCAUCGUGUCAUUACAGGAGAUGGAAAUAUUGUAGUUGUUUUUCGUAUACCGUAUUCGCCAAAACUACAUAAUAUGAACGCGAAACGUCCAAUAGUGUUGCUUCAACAUGGAUUGAUGAGUUCCUCCGACACUUGGAUAGCUUCAGGACCCAAUAAUGCUUUAGCCUAUUUGCUAGCGGAUGCUGGAUUUGAUGUGUGGAUUGGAAACACUCGUGGUAAUGUUUACUCAAGAAAAGCCAAGAAACCGUCGUGGAAAUUCAGUUGGCAUGAGAUUGGAUACAUCGAUAUGGCAGCUAUAAUCGAUUAUGCCUUAUGGAAAAACGGACAGAAACAGAGAUCCCUUCACUAUGUAGGCCACUCUCAGGGUACAACUGUAUUUUUCGUAUUAAUGUCCUUACGCCCUCAAUAUAAUGAGAAAAUCAAAACCGCGCACAUGCUUGCACCAGUAGCAAUAAUGAAAAAUAUAAACAGUAAAUGCCUUCGUUGCAUAGCAUACGUUUGUAGACCAGGGAGCUUAAUGAAUUACUUGCUUUCUGACGAGGCAAGCAUUACAUGGAAACUUGAAUUAAUUAUGAAGUUUUUAAAGAAAUACGAUUGUCCUCUCUUGGCUAACAUCUUUCACGAAAAGGACAUGAAUAAGACGGCGAAUAAUAUUGCUAUCAGACAUUUUCCAUCUGGAGGCUCUAAUAAUCAAAUACUUCAUUACUUGUUUAACAUCCGAAGUGGUGAAUUUCGACAAUACGAUUAUGGGCCAAGAAAAAAUAUAAGAAAAUAUAGUUCCAAACGUCCACCGUUAUAUCCAGUCGAAAGAAUAAAAUCUGAGACGCACUUGUGGUACUCAGACGCUGACACUUUUACUCCUGUGGUUGAUGUCUUGACCUUGGCAAGACGUUUGCCCAAAAGUAUUCUUCAUCGAAUGCCGGAUCCUAAAUGGUCUCACUCUGCGUUUACGGUACACAUGCAAGUUCGUAGAUUUGUGAAUGACCCAAUCAUUGCUAUAAUGAAGAGAUACGAGCAGAAAAAACCUAAAAAACAUAUAAUGAGAAAUAUAAGAUAUAUUCUUUGAAAAGUAAUACUAUAAAAUAAAAUGAUUAAUAAUAUGUACUAUAUGAAUU